UCUCAUCCAAACGGCCAACAUCCAUCGAUCGCAACUUCACAACGGCCAGAUCACCAGACCGCUACCUUCCCAACAUAGCGCAUAUUCGCUUUACCCAAAUAUCGCUACAGCCUGAGAUUCAAGUGCGCCCGGUGCGACUUCAUACAUAGGCUAUCGUCUCGCCACAGAGAACACACACCCCACACUCCGACUCGAACGAACUCCGCUACGCCCACACACACUCCCUCCUCGCAACCUCACCUACUCGUGGCCUUCAGUCGACGAAGCCACCGCAAGCCCGAUCCCAUACACUCCUCUAAGAUCAUCAAUUCUCCGCCUCAUACGCCUCAUCAUGGCUGAAGUCGCAAAUGGCCAGCAGCAGGUCCCCCUCGACACCAUCCCCAUCUCUCCCUCAGACAAGCCCUCUGGCUCUACCGACUCAACAAGCGCAGAUGCCGACAGCAGCGAUAUCAAGACUGUCUUCCAUGACAAGGAGAACUUCAACGUGAAACACCCUCUCAUGAACACUUGGACCUUGUGGUUCACCAAGCCACCGAGCGGCAAGGGCGAUAACUGGAACGAGCUUCUGAAGGAGGUCAUUUCUUUCGACUCAGUCGAGGAGUUCUGGGGCAUUUACAACAACAUCACACCCACAUCCGAUCUUGCGCUCAAGUCCGACUACCAUUUGUUCAAGAAGGGCGUCCGACCAGAGUGGGAGGACACCCAGAACAAGCACGGUGGUAAAUGGGCCUUCCAGUUCAAGGACAAGAAGGCAAUCAACAUUGAUGCGCUCUGGCUUCAUGUGAUGCUUGCUGCCAUCGGAGAGAACCUUGAGGACGAUGAGGACAACGAGGUCAUGGGCGUUGUCGUGAACGUUCGCCGUGGCUUCUACAGAAUCGGUCUCUGGACCCGUACAGUUGGCAAGGCUCUUCCCGGAGACAGCGCAAAGGGCAGGACCUUCGAGCAAGGCAAGGAGAUCCUCCAGAAGAUUGGCAAGCGGUUCAAGCAGUCUCUCCAGCUCAAGGAGAACGAGCCUGUCGAGUUCUCUGGCCACACCGAUUCCGCCCACGCAGGUAGCACUCGUGCUAAGGCAAAGUUCGUGGUCUAAAAGGGCCAUUUCUUGGACUGUGCGCGGACACUGCUCCAAUCGGGAAUAUUGUUUCUGGUCCAUCUCUGACCAGAGGCAAUCCUCGAAUGGCAUAACCACGUAACUAGGCCUUCUGGCGUAUUUCUUUCUUUGGCAUACCCCGUUCACUUAAUCCCCUCAAUUCCCUCAAUUGUCCUUAGGACAGUCCAAAAGAGUCUUGGUAUGGGUGCGGUUUCUAGCAUGGCGUCUGCAUGGAUGGCGAUGGGUGUGGUAAUGGGUCGGGUCUCUUCUUCAGAACGCCCGUCAUGAUGGGCAUACCUAUGAGCCGAGAAGAAUGAGGAGGAUAACUCUGUUUACGAUAGACCAAUUCCUGGCUACAUUUCUCACGUAUAAAAUAUGAAUAUUCAUCUACAGAACGAAGGG
Aaosphaeria arxii CBS 175.79 is the source of this 1489-nucleotide messenger RNA. RefSeq names its product eukaryotic translation initiation factor 4E. Gene Ontology annotation, cellular component: eukaryotic translation initiation factor 4F complex; cytoplasm. Gene Ontology annotation, biological process: translational initiation. NCBI's taxonomy places the organism in Eukaryota, Fungi, Ascomycota, Dothideomycetes, Pleosporales. Bases 332 to 1087 code for a protein of 251 amino acids. The record is from RefSeq and is a predicted model, not a curated record. Gene Ontology annotation, molecular function: translation initiation factor activity; RNA 7-methylguanosine cap binding. The transcript has 3 exons.